AUGAACUUCGGAUUUGCCGACUCGACAAACCAAACUUCAAUCAUUUUUCAUGAUGAAGUAGGAACCACCAGCUCGUUUUCUCUCAAUGAAACGGAGUUUGAGAAAAUCCGUGAUUUGAAUUAUAUUGAAUUCUACGUGGCACUUCGAGAGCUCUAUCUAACCGACGGAUUCGCCCUAUCAAACAAACUCAACUCUGUUAUUCUUGGGCAAAAAGUCAUCCCGGAUUUGAUCUACCAACUAGCUAUACGAGCCCUUGAACUGACAAGAUUCGAAAUGAAACAAGGAGAUGCUUCAUUGAAAAGAAUCAAGGGAAUGAUCAAAGUGAAUGAGCCGGAUGCAUUGAUCCAUCAGCCAUGGUUGAUUGAUCUUGCUGAUGAAAUCCUUCGGAAUUCGUUCAAUUCAAGAGACGUUGCAUAUUCGAUUCGAGAUCUUGGAGUUGAGUUAUCAAAACCAAACUUCACGAGAACUGACUACACAAAUGGAACAUAUCUUCGACAAAAAAUCAAUAACUGGACAGCUGUGCAGGGGUUUAAUGAGACAAACUUCACGGAGUCUUUUCUCAUGAUUCAUCAUACAAUUGGACCAGAGAAUUUCGGAGUUCUCGCUGAUAUUCUGGAGGCGAUGCCGUGGCAAGUACUUAAGAUGCAAUAUGAAGGGAUGUACCUUGGAGAUGCUGAACUGUUGAGACUUUACAAGUCAAGACUGAACUCUGCAAUUGCUGAUGCUGAUAUAACUUCGACAAUGCUGAAACAAGAUUUGGCAGCACUCGUUGAAGUUUUGAAUUCAACUAAUUCUCUCAUCGGGCAGCUAGCAGACGCUGAUAUUAUCCCAGAUCCGCAUGUUUUCUCAGAUAUUCAACAAGGAAUCAUUCAAUUGGAUGGAGAACCCGAACAGAACAGAAAUCAAAGAGCAAAGGAAACAAUGGAGAACAUCUGGGCAUCAAUUUCCAACCAAGAGGCCAAAAAUAGAUUUAUUUCUGCGAGAAACAACGCAAUGAACAGAGGAAUCGGAGGACUGGAAGGAGUGAAACUGGCAAUGACAGCUGGUGCAAGACUUAUCAAGAACCUCGGUGGAUCUGUCGACAAUGCGAAUAGGAAGUGUCAGGAAUUGGUGAAAUUGUCUAGAUUUGAUAGCAUGGCUCAGCAAAAAAUCUUGAAUGCAGUUCAGAUUUUACUGAAAUUGAAUGGAACGGAUGGACAGAACACUGGAUAUCAACUACUGUUUGAUUUGUACUUUGAUAAGAAGGCUCCAAGAAAUCAGUUCUUGUUCUCAUCAUCCAGAUACCAGUCGCGGGAAACAAUGAUCGCUUUCUUCGGAGAUGUGAAUCUCGAUGUGCAGUCUGGAUUCCCUGAUUUGAUUAAAGCACUGGCAAAGGAGAAACCAAGAUACGAAAAGUUUCAUAACUUUGUUGAUAGUCUUCAAGGUGACAACAACAUCAUAAGAAGCAUCCGGAGAGCCUACGGCAUCAACGUUCCAAGUAUGGAAUUCGCUUUGAAAAUCCGAACUGCACUUCAAAGUAUUCGGAAUAUCACUUCAACUCAAGUCGAACUAGUGGAAACGCUGCGAUCGAUUCGGGAAAUCUACCGAACAGAUUACUCUGGUGAAUACUUCACUUCACUGGCUUCGAUUGCUAAACUCUCAAGAGAUGAAAUCUGGUUGGAUGUGUAUGAUUCAUUGGAGAACAUCUAUACACUGACAGUUGGUCCCGUUGAAAGAGCCGAAGAAAGAGUUGCUCCAUUCCGUGGAUUGAAGGAAAUGAUCGGAAAGAAUGGAAGUUAUUUGGAAGUGUUCCUCGCAAUGCAAUCUAUUCUCGAAAGCCCAUGGACAUCUUCUCAAAAAUGCGAAUUCAUCAAAGAAUACUACUCUGGAUUGGAAGAUGUGACACCGGUGGUUGAAGCGUUUGGAAUCAAAACGGAUGAUAUCAGAAGAUACAACGAAGGAUCUACAUACAUCGAUGCCUUGAUUCAACUGUUGAGAGCUUCUGGAUCCCUUCAGAACUUGGGACGUCUUCUCGCUUUUCAUAAGAUUCAAACUACUGAUAAGGAUCCAAAUAAUUCGAUUCGAAUGAUCGCCGAUUUGUUGAUUCACUUUGGAAAAAAUCCAAGGCAAUGA
Molecule: messenger RNA, 2112 nt
Organism: Caenorhabditis remanei
Lineage: Eukaryota; Metazoa; Nematoda; Chromadorea; Rhabditida; Rhabditidae
Exons: 3
Coding region: 1-2112 (703 amino acids)
Source: RefSeq, a predicted model, not a curated record